AUGGAAUUGGGUUUCACCUUGGCAUAUGCUGUUACUAUGAUCGUUGCUUUGCAAGGAAACAUUUUGCUGAUUUACAUCGUCUGGAGGAAACGUGAGACAAGAACUUUGACGAGUUUCUUGUUUGUCAAUAUGGCGAUUGCCGAUUUAUUGAUUGCAGUAUUUCAGAUGCCCUUCUCCAUGGCGCACUUCUACGUCUCUGAAUUCACUGGUGCGGUCGGGAAUCUAUUCUGCCGAUCUGUAAUGUAUCUUGUGAAUGUGUCCAUGACAGCCUCGAUCUUCAGCCUUGUCGUGAUGGCAUUCGAUCGAUAUUUUGUUGUUAUACACCCUUUGAAGCGAAUGAUUUGGUUCCGAAGAGCCAAAAUUAUUCUACCAAUCAUUUGGAUCGCAUCCUGGACCUUAAUGGCCGUCACACCAUUUUCUUACAUGGCCGAGGAUAGCCUUGGAAAAUAG
Pocillopora meandrina is the source of this 450-nucleotide messenger RNA. The record is from the annotation of a GenBank genome assembly. NCBI's taxonomy places the organism in Eukaryota, Metazoa, Cnidaria, Anthozoa, Scleractinia, Pocilloporidae.